Zea mays is the source of this 1578-nucleotide messenger RNA. RefSeq names its product Nucleotide-diphospho-sugar transferase family protein. The coding region runs from base 344 to 1417 and encodes 357 amino acids. The transcript has 3 exons. Lineage: Eukaryota; Viridiplantae; Streptophyta; Magnoliopsida; Poales; Poaceae. The record is from RefSeq and is a predicted model, not a curated record.
AGCUAGACACGUCUGACUCACCUCCUCCGAGCAGAACGUCUCGCGUGCAGCGGUGUAGCACACCAGAACCGGUCUCGUCGUCGUCACCCUCCUCAUUUGACAGGAUCAACACCUUAAGAACCACCAAAUUCUCAAGCUCCUCUUGUAUAUCUUGGACUUUUUAAAAUGGAAGCCGAGGACGGGCGGCCAAGGAGUUAGGUGUAGGCCAGGCAGGCAGAGGCAGCAGUUCUCCUCUACGGUACCCCUCCAUCGCCGUCCUGUCUCUGUUCUUGGCUCCUGGCCUGCAGCUGCACCAGCUGACACCGGCGUCGUUGGCUCGGCAGAAGCGGCGUUCCGAUCCGAGAUGGGGGGCCAGCAGAACGCGCUCCACCAGCUCGUGUCCUUCAUCCUCGGGGCGUCCGCCGCCGCCGUCCUGCUCUUCUUCCUCACGACGGCGACGAGCGGAGCGCGGUUCACGGGGAUCUCGAGCUGGGCCAACGGAACCACGGGCUUUGACGACGAUGCUCCCGUCCAGGCGGCUCCUGCUACCCGGGCAAAUCACGCCGACGCAAAGGGCGCGGCGGCGGAGCAGGAGGACGAGCUGCAGCGGCUGCUGCGCGCAGUGGCGGACGAGGACCGGACGGUGAUCAUGACGUCGGUGAACGAGGCGUGGGCGGCGCAGGACUCGCUGCUGGACCUGUUCCUGGAGAGCUUCCGCAGCGGCGAGCGGAUCGCGCACUUCGUGGACCACCUCCUGGUGGUGGCCCUGGACGGCGGCGCGCUGGAGCGGUGCCGCGCCGUGCACCCGCACUGCUACCUCCUCCCCACGGCCGCCGCGCGCAACCUAUCCGGCGAGAAGGUGUUCAUGAGCAAGGACUACAUCGACCUGGUCUGGAGCAAGGUCCGGCUGCAGCAGAGGAUCCUCGAGCUCGGCUACAACUUCCUCUUCACGGACGUGGACAUUCUGUGGUUCCGGAACCCGUUCGAGCGGAUGUCGGUGGCGGCGCACAUGGUGACCUCGUCGGACUUCUACUUCGGCGACCCGUACAGCCCUAUGAACCUGCCCAACACGGGGUUCCUGUACGCCAAGUCGAGCCGGCGCACGGUGGGCGCGUUCGAGGCGUGGCACGCCGCGCGGGAGGCGUUCCCUGGGAAGCACGAGCAGCAGGUGCUGAACGAGAUCAAGGUGGAGCUGCUGGCCACGCGCGGCCUGCGCAUCCAGUUCCUCGACACGGAACACAACGCCGGCUUCUGCAACAACACCCGCGACUUCAACACGCUCUACACCAUGCACGCCAACUGCUGCGUCGGCCUGGGCGCCAAGCUGCACGACCUCGGCAACCUGCUGCAGGAGUGGCGCGCGUAUCGGCAGAUGGACGACGAGGAACGCGCCCGGGGACCCGUGCGCUGGAAGGUGCCGGGCAUAUGCAUCCACUGAUUGGUAGUCAAUGGCGUGUGAGUGUGAUCGAUCGAGGCCACCCGGCGGUAGGUGUGUGCGUAAGUUUAUUAUUGUACAGUAAUUUGUACUUGUACAAAUCAGUACUAGCUACGAUCAUACAACUACACUGUUCAGUGUUCACUUAUUCUUUGCCUAUAGCA